UUAAAUACAUUUGUUUUAAAAAUGAAGGUAGCAGCAAAAAAAGUUAAAACGAUGGAUAAAACAAAGCCUAUUAAGGAAGCCAUCAAGAAAAAGAAACCAUCGAAGGUACCAGACAUGGUUAAAAAAGUAGUUAAGCCCAAAAAGAAUAGUUCAGUAGCAACUAAGGAUGACAAGAAGCAGCCCAAGAAAAAGACAGCAAAGGCAAAGAAGUCGCAUCAACAAGAGCUCAAGGGAUUAAAAGAGCUGGAUCCAGAGUUUUAUAAUUUUCUUAAAACAAACGACAAGGAACUGUUGAACUUCAAUGUGUUUGACAGCGACGAUGAUGAGGAAGAUGAAGCAGAAACCGAGAAGCAUGUUGUGGCUGAGGACGACAGUGAUGAAGAGACAGAGAAAUAUCACAAGCCCAGCGACGAUUUGGCUGUGGCGAGCGACGAGAGCGACUUUGAGGAUGAAGAAGAUGCUACAGCUGGCGGAGUACAAAAGAUAACAUUAAAUAUGCUCCGCCAAUGGGAACUGCAGCUGAACAAAACUAAUGUGUCCAUUGACACAGUGCGUCAGGUCAUACAAGCUUUUAAUUCGGCGCUGGCUAGCAUAAGUGCCGAUAACGAAGGCGAGCAGGCCAAUGCGGGUGCCUACAAAGUUGUGGGCGCGGCAGCUUUUAAUGGCGUUAUACAGCUUUGUGUGCUCCAUUUGCAACCGGCAAUUAUACGCGUUCUGGGUGUGAAACCUAACAGCAGUCUGCCGCUGCACAAGCACAAAAAAUGGGUGAAGGUGCGUGGUUGCUUGCGUUACUACUUGGGCGAUUUAAUACGCCUAGUGGAGCAAGUGUCCAGCUCGAAUAUAUUGAAUGUGCUGCUCAAGCAUCUGCAUCAAAUGGCGGGCAUGGUAGCGCCCUUUACAGCGUUGGGCAAGAGCAUACUAAAGCGUCUAAUAGUGCUCUGGGCUACUGGGGAUGAGACAGUCAGAGUGCUUGCUUUCCUGUGUAUUUUAAAGAUUACACGCAAACAACAGGGAACAAUGUUGAAUCAUGUGCUUAAGGCCAUGUACCUCGCCUAUGUCCGUAACUCCAAGUUUGUUUCGCCCAACACACUGCCCGGCAUUAACUUUAUGCGUCGCUCAUUGGUGGAAAUGUUUGCUUUGGACCUAAAUGUCACCUAUCAGCAUGCAUUUCUCUACAUACGUCAGCUGGCCAUACAUUUACGUAAUGCGGUAAUUUUAAAGAAGAAAGACAGCUUCCAAGCGGUCUACAAUUGGCAGUAUGUCAACUCCUUGCGUCUCUGGACGGAUCUGCUGGGCGCCACAGCCAACAAGCCGCAAUUGCAGCCACUUAUCUAUCCAUUGGUUACCAUUACCACCGGUGUUGUGCGUCUCAUACCCACGGCGCAAUAUUUCCCGUUGCGUUUCCAUUGCCUGCAGGCAUUAAUCACGCUGUCCAAGGAGACGCAUACGUAUAUACCAGUGCUACCAUUUAUUGUGGAAGUGUUGCGCAGCAAUACCUUUAAUCGCAAGCACACCACUGUGUCCAUGAAGCCGCUGCAGUUUACUUGUAUAUUGCGUUUGAACAAAGGCCAACUGGCGGAGAAUGGUUUUCGUGAUGAGGUGGUGGAGCAGGUUUGUGGCCUACUCCUGGAGUACUUGGCUCAUGAGUCGGCUGGAUUGGCAUUUAGCGAUCUGGUAGUGCCAGUGAUAAUGGCUAUUAAGGCGUAUCUGAAGGACUGCCGCAAUGCAAACUAUGCGCGCAAGCUGAAACAGCUGCUGGACAAGAUACAGGAGAGCUCACGUUUCAUUGAGCAGCAUCGCGGCAAGAGCAAUAUCAACUUGGAACUAAAGGACACACAAGGCGUUCUGGCCUGGGAGCAGCAGAUUCGCAACAAGCGCACGCCAUUAGACAUUUACUAUGCCAGUUGGCUGAAAACUCACGAGACCAAAAAGAGACGCCAGGCAGCCCAGAGCGAUGACAUUAAUGCCGACUAUGAUGUGCCCAAAUUGAAGCGACCAGCGGCAAAGACUGGUGUUCCCAAGCGCAAUGAGCAAGGCGAACUGGAGCUAUUCCCAUCGGAUUCGGAAGAUGAUGAUGAUGUGGAUAUGCCGCUUGACGAAAAUGACGAUUCUCAAGAAGAGGAAGAAAUAGAAGAACCACAACCCAAGAAAUCCAAGCGUAAACAGGAGCAAAAACAGCAGCAACAACAAGAAGCGCCCACUGAGCCUGCAGAUGAUUACGAUGAAGCUGGAGCGGCCGUAGACAUAGUAAAAGAUUUAGACUUGAAUGAUUGGUAAAUUUCAUGAAAAUAUGCUAUAAAUAAAUCUUUAUAUUAUUAACAAGUA
Drosophila busckii is the source of this 2325-nucleotide messenger RNA. It is a transcript of the gene Noc2, whose product is annotated as nucleolar complex protein 2 homolog. The transcript is spliced from 2 exons. The coding region runs from base 22 to 2277 and encodes 751 amino acids. The record is from RefSeq and is a predicted model, not a curated record. Gene Ontology annotation, biological process: ribosomal large subunit biogenesis; negative regulation of transcription by RNA polymerase II. Gene Ontology annotation, cellular component: Noc2p-Noc3p complex; nucleoplasm; nucleolus. Gene Ontology annotation, molecular function: histone binding; transcription corepressor activity. NCBI's taxonomy places the organism in Eukaryota, Metazoa, Arthropoda, Insecta, Diptera, Drosophilidae.